Messenger RNA from Dujonia railenensis, 399 nucleotides. The record is from the annotation of a GenBank genome assembly. Lineage: Eukaryota; Fungi; Ascomycota; Pichiomycetes; Serinales; Debaryomycetaceae.
AUGGCGCCACCAAAGAAACAUUGGGCUACAGUUAAAGUACCGUCAGAAUUCCUCAAAACACUUCCAGAAGGUCCAGGUCCUUCGCUCAAGUUGAAGAUAAAUAUUAAGAAAUCUGCUGGGGAGACCGCUACCACCACCGUGAAUAACUCAAGAACGGAAUCACCAGUGCAGGCUACUUCUGAGUUUGGCGAAAAGGCCAUCGAACCACCAACAGAACUGUCCACUUCGAGCCAUGGAUUGGACAAAAACGGUAAAGUUAAGCACUGGGUCAAACGCCCAGCGCAGUUUAAGACUUUCAGUGGAUUCAAGGUAACCUAUGAUAAAUGGUUACCAGAGGGUGGUAAAAAGAAGGAGGAGAAGAAGAGUGAAGUUGUGAAACAGGUCAAAUCGGAGGCUUGA